GUCGAUUGCCAGUCCUGGGGUCAGAAGGGUGUUGGGAGACCUGAGCCCGGCUCGCCCGGCUCUGGGGAUCCCCUCCAUCUAGAACCAGCCAACCACACUGUUCACCUGCUGCUGGGACCAUGGGGGCUGGGGCUAGCGCUGAGGAGAAGCACUCAAGGGAGCUGGAAAAGAAGCUCAAAGAAGAUGCUGAGAAGGAUGCUCGAACCGUGAAACUGCUGCUUCUGGGAGCGGGUGAGUCCGGGAAGAGCACCAUUGUCAAGCAGAUGAAGAUCAUCCACCAGGAUGGGUACUCGUUAGAAGAGUGCCUCGAGUUCAUCGCCAUCAUCUACGGCAACACGCUGCAGUCCAUCCUCGCCAUCGUGCGCGCCAUGACCACACUCAACAUCCAGUAUGGAGACUCUGCCCGCCAGGACGACGCCCGGAAGCUGAUGCACAUGGCGGACACCAUCGAAGAGGGCACGAUGCCCAAGGAGAUGUCAGACAUCAUCCAGCGGCUGUGGAAGGACUCGGGUAUCCAGGCCUGCUUCGAACGCGCCUCUGAGUACCAGCUCAACGACUCGGCGGGCUACUACCUCUCGGACCUGGAGCGCCUGGUCACCCCGGGCUACGUGCCCACUGAGCAGGACGUGCUGCGCUCCCGUGUCAAGACCACAGGCAUCAUCGAGACUCAGUUCUCCUUCAAGGACCUCCACUUCCGGAUGUUCGACGUGGGCGGGCAGCGCUCGGAGCGCAAGAAGUGGAUCCAUUGCUUCGAGGGUGUGACCUGCAUCAUCUUCAUUGCGGCGCUGAGCGCCUACGACAUGGUGCUGGUGGAGGACGACGAAGUGAACCGCAUGCACGAGAGCCUGCACCUGUUCAACAGCAUCUGCAACCACCGCUACUUCGCCACCACGUCCAUUGUGCUCUUCCUCAACAAGAAGGACGUUUUCUCCGAGAAGAUCAAAAAGGCGCAUCUCAGCAUCUGCUUCCCGGAUUACGACGGGCCCAACACGUACGAGGACGCGGGCAACUACAUCAAGGUGCAGUUCCUUGAGCUCAACAUGCGCCGCGACGUGAAGGAGAUCUAUUCCCAUAUGACUUGUGCUACUGACACACAGAACGUCAAGUUCGUCUUCGACGCAGUCACAGACAUCAUCAUCAAAGAAAACCUCAAAGACUGCGGCCUCUUUUGAGGUGCCUGAACUCAUGUGUGUCCCUGACACCCUGUAGCCCUAGCCACCUUGUAGCCCUAGCCCACAGGAGCCUAUUAGCCCCCCAGAACUCCUGGACCCCAGCCUGUGGUCCCACCAGCCACACACCCAAAACCCUGAGUCCCACUAGCCUUGAGGCCCUGACCCUCCCCCGUGUCUCCCAGAGCCCAGUGCCCCCAACACCACUGUUGCCCUUCACGGCCUGGCGGCACUGGCCUCCAGGACCCACCCCAGCCAGCCCCAGCUAGGAACAGGCAGGACUUGGGACAGCUAGAGCUCACAGUGACUCAGCAGUGCCCAACUGACCAAUCUCCGGCAGGUCUCUCUCCCCAGGGGGCCCAUGACUCACCUGGUGGGUCUGGGUUCAGCAAACAGCCCUCCCUCCCAGGUUCAUGAAGAGCGAGGGGGCAGGCAGAGAUCCCUCCUCCAAGCAGGCCUACUGCUUACCAUCAGCCCAUUCUAGCCUUACUACCUCCAUGUGGCAAGUCAGGCACCUGUCUACCCAGUGGCCAGUGACUCCCUCUCAGUAGCUUCAGGGGUCCAAAGUCCAAGCCACUCAGGCCUAUGUGGCUCCCACAUUAAUGAAUUAGUGAGUGGGGGGCAAGCCUGGGAGCCCCUGGGUGUCAGGAAGAGAUUUAAGCUGGACCCUUCCCCACACAGCAGGCUCCAAGUAACCCCCUGUCUCCCUCCCCCACAGGCUCUGCCCCCUCCAUCCUUGGACACCCAAUCCAUGUCCACCUCACCCCCACCCACCCACAGCGCUUCAGGCCAGCCAGCCAAGGGGAUGGUCUGUUGAGGGAGGGUACUGUUGACACCCGCUGUGGCCAAUGGUCAAACUGUCCUGAGGGGUGGCUGGGGGCAGAGUCCGACUCCAUCGAUCAGCUCCAGGCAGAGGAUUUGGGACAUGACUGAGGCCCAGGUUGGGCCCAGAGGGGUCUACUUCAGGUGGGGUCACAAGCAAAUCCAGGUAAUCCUCCCAUCCCUGCCAGCAACUUCUCUCACCCUUUCAGGGCCCAUUCCCUGGCAGGAAAAGCUGAGGGCCAUGUCCAAAUUUUGUCAGGGACAGAGGCCCAUGUACCUGUACCCCUGCUCCCAGUUCCUCAUCAAGCCCCAAGUCCUCGCUGGGGCCUGUGAGCCAGGACUUAUGCUAAGUCGAGGACAGGGGCUUCCAUCUCUCAAGGCCAGAGGACAGUCCACACUCCCCUCAGGCAGAUGCAGACUCAGCAAUAAACCUUCGCAUCAGG
This is a messenger RNA of Enhydra lutris kenyoni (northern sea otter), 2434 nucleotides long. RefSeq names its product G protein subunit alpha transducin 1. The transcript is spliced from 9 exons. Gene Ontology annotation, molecular function: G protein-coupled receptor binding; GTPase activity; GTP binding. Gene Ontology annotation, cellular component: heterotrimeric G-protein complex. Lineage: Eukaryota; Metazoa; Chordata; Mammalia; Carnivora; Mustelidae. Bases 120 to 1172 code for a protein of 350 amino acids. Gene Ontology annotation, biological process: adenylate cyclase-modulating G protein-coupled receptor signaling pathway. The record is from RefSeq and is a predicted model, not a curated record.